CUGCCUCCAGUGCCUGCCCGCCUGAGCCUCUCUCUCUCUCUCCCCCCUGACUGACAGCCUGCAAAAGAGAAAAAGCAAAAAUGUCUUUCACUGUGACCCAGAAGAGCUACCGCAGCAGUUCUGCUGCCCCGGUCCGCACCUUCAGCAGCCGCUCCUACACCCCGGGCCCGGCCAGCAGUGCCCGCAUCAGCAGCUCCUAUGCUUCCUCCAGCUACGGCGGGAGCGGGAGCCGCUUCGGAGGGGGCAGCGGGUUCGGAGGAGGCAGCUUCCGUGGGUCCUCCAUGGGAGCGGGCGGCAUGAUGGGGGGCAUCACGGCCGUCAGCGUGAACAAGAGCCUCCUGGCGCCCCUGAACCUGGAGAUCGACCCCAUGAUCCAGCAAGUGAGGACCAAGGAGAAGGAAGAGAUCAAGACCCUCAACAACAAGUUUGCCAACUUGAUCGACAAGGUUCGUUUCCUGGAGCAGCAAAACAAAAUGCUGGAGACCAAGUGGAGCCUCCUGCAGAACCAGAAGACCACCCGCAGCAACAUGGACAGCAUGUUCGAGGCCUACAUCAACAAUCUGCGCCGGCAGCUGGAUGGCCACGGCCAGGAGAGGGCGAAGCUGGAUGCCGAGCUGGCCAACAUGCAAGGGCUGGUGGAAGAAUUCAAGACGAAGUACGAGGAAGAAAUCAACCAUCGGACUGAGAAGGAGAACGAGUUCGUCGUCUUGAAAAAGGAUGUGGAUGAAGCUUACAUGAUCAAGAUCGAGUUGGAGACCCGCCUGGAGUGCUUGACGGACGAGAUCAACUUCUUGAGGCAGCUGUACGAUGAGGAACUGCGCGUGAUGCAGUCUCAGAUCAAUGACACCUCCGUCGUCCUGUCCAUGGACAACAACCGCAGCUUGGACCUGGAGGGCAUCAUCGCCGAGGUCAGAGCGCAGUACGAAGAGAUCGCCGCCAGGAGCCGAGCCGAGGCAGAGAGCACGUACCAGACCAAGUACGAAGAGCUCCAGACUGUGGCGGGCAGGCACGGGGAUGACCUCCGCAACACCAAGAACGAAAUCAAUGAGCUCAACAGGAUGAUUAGCCGGAUACAGUCUGAAAUCGACGGUCUGAAAGGCCAGCGUGCCAACCUGGAAGCGUCCAUUGCCGAGGCUGAGGAGCGCGGGGAGAUGGCCGUCAAGGAUGCCAGCGUCAAACUGGCGGAGCUGGAGGCCGCCCUCCAGAGGGCCAAGCAGGACAUGGCCCGGCAGCUACGGGAGUAUCAGGAGCUGAUGAACGUCAAGCUGGCCCUGGACAUCGAGAUCGCCACCUACAGGAAGCUGCUGGAAGGAGAGGAGAGCAGGCUGGAAACAGGGAUGCAGAACAUGAGCAUCCAGACCAAAACGACUGGCUACUCCGGCGGCCUUUCCAGUGGCUUCAGUAGCUACGGGGGUGGCUACAGCACUUCCUACUCGAGCGGCGGCUACUCCACCAAUUCGUUCCCUCUGGAGAGCUCGGUCACCACCAAGUCGAAGGCCAUCGUGAUCAAGAAGAUCGAGACCCGGGACGGGAAGCUGGUGUCCGAGUCCUCUGACGUGCUGUCCAACUGAGCCGUUACGGCAUGCCGCGUGGAGCGGGCCCUUUUCUGAAUGCCCUCACCCCCAAGUGCCUUCCCUGCUAUAGUCGAGCUGGUGGCCUCUAGGGGAAACGGGAGGGAGGCCAGAAGGGAAGGGGGGAGGAAACGCCUUCCUUCUCUUACCUGACUUUCCCUUAGAUGCCAGAUGUAGUUCCCAGUCUCUCUCUGUCUCUCCGUCUCUCUCUCUCUCCCCAUCCCUCCCAUAGAGAGAAAGUGAUCCGUGCCUUUGUUUCUCGUCCUCCCAAAAACUAGAGGAUUGGCCAAAUAUCAAGGAAUUUCUUAAAAACCCAGCUGGGACUGCUGUUGUGCCUUUCACUUAACUUUGCCUGCUGAUUUCUGAGACGCAGGGAGCGGCAGGCAAAGCUUUCCGCCAGUGUUCCCUCUAAGCUGAGUUAGUGUGAGCCAGCUCGCAGUUUUUCCGCCUCCGGCU
Gekko japonicus is the source of this 2027-nucleotide messenger RNA. RefSeq names its product keratin, type II cytoskeletal 8-like. The transcript has 9 exons. Gene Ontology annotation, cellular component: keratin filament. NCBI's taxonomy places the organism in Eukaryota, Metazoa, Chordata, Lepidosauria, Squamata, Gekkonidae. Bases 81 to 1571 code for a protein of 496 amino acids. The record is from RefSeq and is a predicted model, not a curated record.